AUGCCGCGGGUCGCGCCGCUCGCAGCGCUCCUCGCCGCGCUGGCGUGCGCCGCCGCGCUCGCGCCCACGCAGGAGCCGGGGCAGUUCGAGGCUGCUUUCCAAGGGAGGUGCGGCGAGGGUAGCCCUUGCGAGCAACUAUGCAGAGAGCUACACGAUGGCACCUAUGAAUGUGGCUGUAGCCCGGGCUACGUGCUACACGUCAAUGGCUACGGGUGUCUAGAAUUAAACGCGACAAAAUCAACCGAAACGGCAGACACAGAAGAAGAUGUCCUAUACCAGAAAGACGUUUCCUUCUCAGCAGAACUAGAAGUUGCCCCGUCCAGUAGAAAUAGUAAUAACGUAAGCGAGAGACUUAUCGACACUAUGCAAAGACUCACAACAACUCCACCCAGGGUCGAUAGAGAGCCCAGUUACACAGAAAUUGGUGAGAGAACGAAACAAGUCGACGGUUUGAAGAGCUUGAUGGAAGAUGGUGUUAGUAGAGUUGAUCUUGACAUCAUUGCUGAUGAAGGAAGGCACGUUAUGGAAGCGAACGAACUGAAAGUUACUACACUAGGACCUAGCUUAGAACAAAAGGUGCCAGGAGGUACCUCAUCACCAUCCUGGACUGCAGCCGUGGAGAGCUGUCACUGCGACCCGUGUGAAGACGUCACGUGCAAGUGCGCGAGGGCUAAGUGCAAAUCAGACUUGAACGUGUCAACGCCCCGUUUCUCCGGGUCAUCAUGGCUGGCGUUGCGCGCGCUUCGGGGCGCAUACAAGCGCGUGCGACUACGGCUGCGCGUGCGGCCCGAGCGCGCGCGCGGCGUGCUACUACUGACUGGCGAGCACGACGAUUUGUCGGGGGACUAUUUAGCGCUCGUGCUGAGGAACGGCCACGUGGAACUUAGAUUCGAUUGUGGCAGCGGCGCGGGCGUCCUCCGCUCACCAGAACCAGUGAGGCUCGGUCAUUGGAACACCAUAUCUGUGUACAGACACAGAUGGGACGCGUGGCUACGCCUAAAUAGUGGGAAGAGGGUGCGAGGACGAUCUAAGGGUCUCUUCUCCCGCAUGACCUUCCGCGAGCCAGUAUGGGUGGGCGGCGCUGGCAACACCACAGGCCUGCAGAGCAAGCUGGGCCUCUCUGAUGGACUCCUGGGAUGCGUGGACUUCCUGAGGAUCAACGGGGACACGUACCGGCUGGUCAAGGAUGCGGUGGCUGUGCUGGAUAUUGGUGAAUGCGCCCCCACCCUCGCUCCAUGGCGACCUAGCGAGAUCACCACCAGCCAAACAAUCCCCCACCACCACCCAAAUGACGUCAACACGCACGCCAUCUAUGACAUAAACGACAUCGUCCAUUUUGAGGACAACGACCUCGUGAUGCGCGACUCGAACAAAUACCACGACCAAAACAAAAUGGAGAACACGGUUCAGUUCAAAAUACACAACACUUUUGAUGAUAUCCCAAAAAUAAGACUUGGAGAGGAUAGGGGUGAUGGGAGAGAGGGUAAUGAAGUGGAUAAUGAACUGAAAGGUGAUGAGAUGAAGGUGAUGAAGAUGGAUAGAGAUGAUAAGUGUGAGUGCCAGCAUGGCGGCGGCUGUGUGGGGAAGGUUUGCCUAUGCCCACUAGGGUAUGCGGGGAAGAAGUGUGAGAUCACUUUGGAUUUGAAGGUUCCAAGAUUCAACGGCUCAUCAUACCUACGGCUUCCUGGCUUAGGAAAUUCAGCUCAGUCUUGGCUGGAUAUACAGAUCACACUAAAGCCAACAAACGGCGAUGGACUAGUGCUGUACAACUCUGAACACGCCAGCGGGGAUGGGGACUUCUUCUCGCUACAUCUCCGGGACUACUUCGUGGAGUUCGCUUUUGAUCUAGGCUCGGGGAUCGCGUUAGUGAGGUCAGCAUACCCGCUAGAGCCAAACUCCUGGCACCGAGUGUCAGUCAGCCGCUCCGGCCGGCGAGCGUCACUUCGCGUAAGGACUACGUCACAACGCGACAUCACUGAUGCAACUAGAAUGGUGACGUCACACGGCGCUGCCAGGCGCUUGACGUUAAGACAGCCGAUGCUGUUGGGAGGGGCACCACACCCGCUGCCUCCUAGAUUGGCGUUGAGGACUUCGUUUAGCGGGUGUGUCGGGCAGUUGGUGAUCAAUGACGAAGAAUUGUCUGUGGUUUCAUCAGCAUUGGGCGGUGUCAACGUAGACAACUGUGAAGAACCCAGCAACAACACUUGCAACAACAGCAACAUGUGUAAGGAAAUUAUUGAACCAAUACCACAAUACCCCCAAAAUGUAUCUGAAAACGAUAUCCACCAUACAAUCGUUGCAAAAAAAGGUCCUAAACCUAAAUUCCACAAAAUCAAGUCUAAAAAACACGCUCAGCAUUUAAGAACAGAGAAAUCAAAGAAGAAAAAGUAUUAUGCCAGUAAAAAGUACCAGUUUAUUCAGAGCAGUAUAGAAAGGAACAACGAUAUAGUGACAGAAGGACCCAUUUAUGAUGGACAGACCUACAUGCAAGUGAAGUAUUUGAAUACGAACGAAAUCAACUGGGGUGAUACGAAUACGUAUCCCAGUUUUACUGGCAAGGACAGUUUUAUUCACAUAGAUGAUGAGGAGACUAUGAAAAGGUUACUCAGCUACACCCUGGACAUCAACAUCAGGUUCAGAUCGGUAGCCGCAGACGGGCUGCUGGUGUGGAGUGGACGAGCUCAAGCCACGCCUGGGGACUUCCUCUCACUGGCUGUAGAGAACUCGGUGUUGGUCUUCAGAUAUGACUUAGGAAGCGGCGAGGUCGUAAUAAUAGCCAACCACACAAAAGUUGACGAUGGCCUAUGGCAUAGAGCUCGAGCUACGAGAAACCGACAAGCUGGAGUUUUAGAAGUGGAUGGUUUGGGUUCUGUGGGGAAAAUCUCCCCAGGGAAACUGAAGCAGCUGAACACAGAAAAUGGUCUUUAUAUAGGUGGGCUACCGUCUAUAGAAAUGAACACAAUGGGCAAAUACAAGAGUGGUUUAGUCGGGUGCGUUUCUCAGAUAUCCCUGAGCGGUGACUUCGACAUUCCACUAUCGUUAUCAAAACUACCCCAUACGAUUACAAACAACGUUGGCAGAUGCACACCAUAAAAGUAGGCAAUUCAUUUAAAUGAACCCCAAAGUUCAUUUAAGUGAAUCAAAAAGUUCAUUUGUUACUACAAUCGCCUGCGUUGCUGGUUCAUUUAAUGUCACAAAUAAAUGAACCGGUUGACUUAGAAGCGUAUAAUGUUAGGUGUGUUUUUGAUUGAUAGAUUCAUUCGUAAUUAAACACAUUUAAUUUACUGGGUAUCCGCUUCAUUUAAAUGAAUGACCAAUUACUUUAAUGGAUCUCCGUACUUACAUAUCAAUGUAUAAAUAAAUAUCGGAGCAAUAAAACUACAAUAUUAUACAAUUUCGUGGAAUUCGUGAUCGAUCGCCAGCUAACAUUAACGAACAAAUUAAUUUGAUAAAUGAAUUAUUAAAUACUAUUAGUCAAUUUAGAAUAAGGAGAAACUUUAUAAACACCAUGUUUUAUCCUUACUGUCAUUUAUUUAAUUUAAAAUGUACUUCAUUUAUUUUUCCAUGAAAAUGGAGUAACUUUUCAAAGUGCUUUACUAUCUAGUAGAUAUGAGAAAAACUAUUUGUAAUGUUAAAUUAAAUGAAAUUCUAGUCGUACGAGUGGUUUGCACGCAUUAUUAUUUACCUCUGAUGUAUUUAUUUAUUAAAUGAAAUAGCUAAUCACAAAAUUGUUACGAUGUGAGUGUAUUUUAUAUAAAUAGUUCAAUAAGUAUACAUACAUAGCGUUUGUAUAUCGAGAAUUUUCAUAUGAACGUGGUUUAGACAAAUGUAAGUAGCUAUAAUAAUACAAUAGCGUUUGGUAUUUGGGCUUUUUACAUUUAAGUGUGAUGCGUAACUAUUUUAUUUUCGCGUUCGGUUCAUUUUUUCGCUUCAAUAAAUGAAGUUAUUGGAGUAACUAAAAAUUUAGCACCGCUUUAGUGAUAAUAAUCAUAGAUUUAUAUUUAUCAGGUAGAGUAAUUUUAAAUGCGCUUUGUAUGUAUAAAAUAUGAGAGGAAUGAUAUAAUAUGGAAUUCGGUUAUUUAAUGAAAAUAUUGACGUGGGCGCACAAUGGUCAAAAUCAGUGACAAAAUGUACGUAUUAUCGUCUGUACAAAUUUAACUAAAAAAUUACUAAUUGUCAUCUAAAAUACCAAUUCAUGAUGCAGAAUUUAACUAAAUUUAAUAAAUCUCAUUUUUUAAUUGUUAUUUUACAUUUACACAUAAAAGUAAGGCCAACUGUGCGUCUGCAGCACAACAAGUAUCCACUACGCAUUUAAAGUAAAAUUAUAAAUAAAGACUGUUCUAAAUGUAAAUCGCAUUUCAUUAAAUAAUCGAAUAAAUAAACUAUAUUCUAAUUCGUAAACCCUGAGUAGGGCUUUCAUUUAAGUACACCAAAUAAUUUUUGUCAAUUAGAUUAUUCACAGGGUGUGAAAAAACUAACGGAAAUGCAUAUCUUUAUUGUAUUCUCGUUGUGUUUAUUGUAAUUACAUUUAGAUUUACCUCAACGACGAACAACUGCAAUAAUAACAGCGUGACCAAUGGUCGUGCUAACUAAAUGAACUUUAAAUGAACCAAAGUAGCGUCUAGUCCCGAUUCAUUUUGUUACAUAUAGCGCCGCAAAUAAAUGAAUUUAGCAUAAAAUAUCAAUUUUUUACCGCCAUCUUUUGAUAACUGGUUUAUUUUGUAAAUGGAUCGAUUAGUUGAAGUUACUGUAGACCUUGUGACUAAAGGAUAGCUUGACUAGCGUUAGUUUUGUAUGUGAGACCUGUCCGAUGUAUUAUACGCCGUUAUUUGU
Molecule: messenger RNA, 4833 nt
Organism: Ostrinia nubilalis (European corn borer)
Lineage: Eukaryota; Metazoa; Arthropoda; Insecta; Lepidoptera; Crambidae
Product: pikachurin-like
Exons: 17
Coding region: 1-3093 (1030 amino acids)
Source: RefSeq, a predicted model, not a curated record